Messenger RNA from Medicago truncatula (barrel medic), 1721 nucleotides. Its product is annotated as KH domain-containing protein At2g38610. Bases 336 to 1166 code for a protein of 276 amino acids. Gene Ontology annotation, biological process: regulation of mRNA splicing, via spliceosome. The transcript has 7 exons. NCBI's taxonomy places the organism in Eukaryota, Viridiplantae, Streptophyta, Magnoliopsida, Fabales, Fabaceae. The record is from RefSeq and is a predicted model, not a curated record. Gene Ontology annotation, cellular component: nucleus. Gene Ontology annotation, molecular function: mRNA binding.
CGCACUCGCACUGUCAUAAUCUUCUUCUCUCUGUAAUUCUCAACUCAUCGAAGUCAGUCAAUUCUCUUCAACUUUUCUUUGACAAAAUUAAAAUUAAAUUUAAAAAGAAAAAACAAUUAAAGAAAAGAUUUGAUUUGAUUGCCUUCCAUUUACGCUGAUGUAAAAAUCGAGAAAUUACUGAUCGAUUGAUUGUUUGGUAGUAUAUGGUAGUACUAGAAAGAAGCAUAUGAAUUAAUAAACCUAGCUAGCUAGCUAGCAGCAGCAGCAGCUAGGUAGGUUAGGGAGGUAGACUCCUUUUGUGAACUCGAUCGAUCGGGUGGCAUCAAUCAAUCAUCAUGUCAGGAGGAGGGUUGUAUAAUCCGAACUUCUCUUCCCCUGUGAGAGCUGCUUCUCCUCAGAUUAGACCUAAUUCAGACAUCAUCGACAGUCAGUAUCUGUCCGAGUUACUGGCAGAGUAUCAGAAACUUGGACCAUUCAUCAAAAUCCUUCCCAACUCCAGUCGUCUCUUGAAUCAAGAAAUAUUAAGAGUUUCUGGAAUGUUAUCCAAUCAAGGUUUUGCUGACUUUGACAGACUGCGCCAUAGAAGCCCUAGUCCUUUGUCUUCCUCAAACCUCACUGGAUGGAAUAAUCUUCAACACGAGAGAUUAUGUGGAACUCCUGGAAUGACAAUGGAUUGGCAAGGCGCGCCUGCAAGUCCUAGCUCAUACACUGUUAAAAGGAUUUUGCGCUUGGAAAUUCCAGUGGAUACGUACCCUAAUUUCAAUUUUGUUGGAAGACUUCUGGGACCUAGAGGUAAUUCUCUGAAACGGGUAGAAGCUACUACAGGUUGCAGGGUGUUCAUUAGAGGAAAGGGGUCAAUAAAGGAUCCAGACAAGGAAGAGAAAUUGAGAGGAAGGCCAGGGUAUGAGCAUCUCAAUGAGCCACUCCACAUAUUGAUUGAAGCCGAUUUACCUGCUAAUGUUGUUGACAUGAGGCUCAGGCAGGCUCAGGAAAUUAUAGAAGAAUUACUGAAACCGGUGGAUGAGUCAGAAGAUUUCAUCAAAAGGCAGCAGUUGCGGGAAUUGGCAUUGUUGAAUUCAAAUUUGAGAGAAGAGAGUCCUGGACCAAGCGGUAGUGUAUCUCCAUUUAAUUCUAGUGGAAUGAAGCGAGCAAAAACUGGUAGAUGAAAGGUGUCCUUGUUAUCUUAGAUUGGUAUUUGUCCAGCAACCCAUUGCUGGGAAUAUCUUGCAGUACAUCUGCAUCAAUGCAGCUAUGAAAGAAUAGGCUGACAAUUAUUGCUGGCUAGCAUUCUGGUGAUUUUUCAUCCUCUUUUAUCCUACAUUCUGGCUAACAAUGGUGGAUAGAUUUUUCAAAAGAAAAUGAUAAAAUAAUUAUGUUGGGUAUUAAGAAUAGGCUUGUUCAGGUCAGUCCUUUUCAUUUUAACUUAAUACAGCUAUUGGAUUUAUUCUUGUGUCAAUAACUUGCCUAGAAGUGUGGAAUAUAUACAAAUGAUGGGUUAAGUUUUAGGUCUAAAUCGACCAAGUUUUGUGGGCAUGUGACUUGCCAAGUCUCACUGGAUUCUUUUUAGUUGUCUGUCAUUAGCAUUUGUAAUUCUUUCCAAAAGGUAUAAUGCAUUGAAGUUGGAACUAUGAAGGAAUGUCAUAAAAAAGUCCUCUCAUGUGGGCAUUUGUUUUAAACAGAAUAGAUAAUACAUGUUAUUUGAGCGAAUUGUUUUAGAUUUA